Molossus molossus (Pallas's mastiff bat) is the source of this 1522-nucleotide messenger RNA. RefSeq names its product C-type lectin domain containing 17A (gene CLEC17A). The transcript has 12 exons. The record is from RefSeq and is a predicted model, not a curated record. The coding region runs from base 64 to 1044 and encodes 326 amino acids. Gene Ontology annotation, molecular function: signaling receptor activity. NCBI's taxonomy places the organism in Eukaryota, Metazoa, Chordata, Mammalia, Chiroptera, Molossidae.
ACAGGGGACAGAAGCUGUCAGGCUCUGGCUGCACCUUUUGAGCCUCUUGUGUUAGCUGUAGCCAUGCAAACCCUGUAUAAUAAUUCUGGGUGCCGGGACCUGCCAGGGACUACAGAGGAUGACCAGGAUGAUGAUGAUUAUGAGAACAUGGCGCCAUCCUACAAGGACCUUCCUCCCAAGCCAGGUUCAGUACCUCCACGAAGGCCUCCAAAGGCAGGAAGAAAACCAGAAAACCCCCCACUUCCUCGCAAGCCCCUGGAGAUCACAGGCCUGGACCUCACCCCUGUUACCUGCACAUCUCAACUUGGCAUUGCUGUGGAGAUUCCGCCAUUCCAGCCAUCUGAAGCCACAACUCCAGUGCCCUGGCUCAGUCAGAAUUCUGGGGGUCCUGGGUGCUACCUGGAGGAGAGAUGGCUGGUUUUCCUGUAUCUGCUGGUGUUGCUGUCACUGUUCCUGGGCUGCACUGGUCUGGCUAUAACCCUGAUUAAGUACCAGGAGGUGGUAGAAGAACUGAAGAUGUUAACCUUUCAGCAGAUGGCGUGGCAAGCAAAUAUGACUGGCAUGGCAGGGCUUGCUAGCCUGAAGAAGGAAAUUAACCAAGUAAGAGCUGACACCAACCAGUCUCUGGUGGAACUUCGAGGCUUAUUAGGCUGUAACAGGGUCACUUGCCCUGAAGGCUGGCUCCGUUUUGAGGGCAAGUGUUACUACUUCUCCCCAAACACCAAGUCAUGGGAUGAAGCCCGGAAGUUCUGCCAAGAGAAUUACUCUCACUUGGUCAUCAUCAGUAGCAUUGCUGAGCAGAACUUUGUGUCCAAGGCUCACCGCUCUCCACGGGUACACUGGCUGGGACUGAGUGACAGAGAGCACGAAGGGGACUGGAAGUGGCUGGAUGGGUCGCCUGUCACUUUGAGCUUCUGGGAACCAGAGGAACCUAACAACAUUAAUGACGAGGACUGUGCCAGCAUGAACAAAGGUGGCACCUGGAAUGACCUUUCCUGCAACAAAGCUACAUACUGGAUUUGCGAGCGGAAAUGUUCCUGUUGAACCCCAGGAAUGAGACUGGGUGGGGGUCUGUACCCGAGUCCCCCUUGGCUCUUGGAGAUGGGAACUUUGUGCCCUUCCAUGGAAGGCCCAGCCUCUCCAUGAACCGACUUGGAUGCACUCAAGAUGGAACCAGCAGCUUGGAUAUAGCAAGUUCCCUGGGGUAUAAGUCAGACCAUUUCUAGGGAGAGGACUUGGGAGCUUGUUCAGUAGGAUGGUGUCUUAGUUUGUUCUGGCUGCUAUAACAGAAUGCCAUAAACUGGGUGGCUUAUAAACAACAGAAAUUUAUUUCUCAAAGUUCUGGAAGCUGGGAAGCCCAAGAUCAAGGUGCAGGUGAAGGCCUGCUUCCUGGUUCAUGAAUGUUGUCUUUUUGCUAUGUUCUCACAUGUUAGAAGGGACAGGGAACUCUCUGGGGUCCCUUUUAAAAAAAAUUUUUUUUUUUUUAAUCCUUACCCGAGGACAUUUUUCCAUUUUUCACUCA